This is a messenger RNA of Brachypodium distachyon (stiff brome), 1411 nucleotides long. RefSeq names its product leucine carboxyl methyltransferase 1 homolog. The coding region runs from base 126 to 1124 and encodes 332 amino acids. The record is from RefSeq and is a predicted model, not a curated record. Gene Ontology annotation, molecular function: methyltransferase activity. Lineage: Eukaryota; Viridiplantae; Streptophyta; Magnoliopsida; Poales; Poaceae. The transcript has 13 exons. Gene Ontology annotation, biological process: methylation.
GUGUGCAACCAACCCACCCGGCUCCGCUCUCCCCUCCUCCUCCCGUCCCGGCGCCCCGUCCCCGCACGCGCCACCGCCGGCUCCCGAAUCCAUCCAUCCGUCGACCCGCCCGGCGCCCCGUCCGAAUGGAGACGGCAGAGGCAGGAGGGGGCAUCGUCGCCGCCAGGAGCAGCCCGGCCGCCGUGCAGGCCACCAACGACGACGCCGCGGCAAGCAAGCUGUCCUGUGUUAAUAAAGGAUACAUGAAGGAUGAUUACGUGCACCAUUUUGUCAGGCGAACAACAAAAAGGGCUCCAAUAAUCAACCGCGGCUACUAUGCGCGCUGGUCGGUUCUUAGGAAGCUCAUGCGCCAGUUCCUUGAUGCUGGGAAUGGCAGUACUGAUCAAAAGCGGAAACAAAUAUUAUCUCUUGGUGCUGGCUUUGACACGACAUUUUUCCAGUUGCAAGAUGAAGGUCUUGCCCCAUACCUUUAUGUAGAGCUGGACUUUAAGGAGGUAACUAGCAAAAAGGCUGCCAUCAUCAACCACUAUAACGAAAUGAAGCAAAAAUUAGGACCUGAAGCUUCUAUUUCAAUUGAAAAGGGUGAAGUGACGAGUGCGCAUUACAAGCUAUUUUCUGCUGAUAUUCGUGAUAUACCAAAACUAGAUUCGGUUAUUCGCAUGGCUGAAAUGGACCCUAGCUUGCCGACCUUUAUAAUUGCAGAGUGUGUGCUGAUUUACUUAGAUCCAACUGCAACUGAUACUAUUGUUAGUUGGGCAUCUGAAAAGUUCUCCACUGCCAUUUUUUUCUUAUACGAGCAGAUUCAUCCAGAUGAUGCAUUCGGGGAGCAAAUGAUUAGGAAUCUUGAGAGUAGAGGAUGCCCCCUCCUCGGCAUAAAUGCUACACCAACCUUAAGUCACAAGGAAAAACUUUUUCUUGAUCAUGGAUGGAAGAGAGCUGUUGCACGGGACAUGCUGAAAAUAUAUAAUGAUUUCAUUGACAGUGGCGAAAGGCGCAGGAUUGAGCGGCUUGAGUUGUUUGAUGAGUUUGAAGAGUGGCAUAUGAUGCAGGAGCACUAUUGUGUUGCAUAUGGAAUAAACGAUGCCGAGGGUAUAUUUGAUGAUUUUGGGUUCACAAAGGAGUAGCAUUCGUCGUGCUCCUGGAUGCAGCAGAAUCAUAUGUAACCGAGACGAUUUAACUUAGAAAUGCCACAAAUAUCUUUGCAGAAUACGAGAAAUAUGUGCUUCAAGUGUGGGAUCCUUUCCAGGAAUAAUUGCUGUAACCUUGUACUGUUGUACAUAUAUUGUUUGCGAGCAGGUUGGUUGAAUUCGAUGUUGUGGGGGUCACAACAUCGAAUUCAAUCAGCUGUUUCUCUUGAUGUCUGGUUUGAUAGAACGAUUCAAUCAGCUGCAUUCCAUGUUUUGCCUUAUAA